Molecule: messenger RNA, 2736 nt
Organism: Exophiala bonariae
Lineage: Eukaryota; Fungi; Ascomycota; Eurotiomycetes; Chaetothyriales; Herpotrichiellaceae
Exons: 1
Coding region: 1-2736 (911 amino acids)
Biological process (GO): retrograde vesicle-mediated transport, Golgi to endoplasmic reticulum
Source: RefSeq, a predicted model, not a curated record
AUGUCGGACGUUUCGCGAUUGACAGAUCCUCAGGUCCUCCUCCAGGCCGUCCAACUCGCCUCGACUUCUGACCUGGAUCGAUUGCUCCAUCUCCAUCGCCUGCGACAGAACAUCCUUUCGACGACCGUCAUAUACCGAAUCCUACUUUCUUUCUAUCCGGUCAACCAACUGAAAUUAUCUGACUUGGCCACGUUCCUACUCUCUCUACAAGAUCCUGCAAGGGAUGCCUUGUUGACAAAUGAGUUCAAGGUCGACCCAUCUAUCUCAGCCCUUUCACGCAAAGAUGCACUUCGCCGUUGUCGUUUGUUAACCCUGCGCCCGAAUCACCACCAUACCAUAUUUGGCUCUGAGAAUGCCCUUGCCAAUUUUGUACUCAACUGGUCAUAUCGAGUCCAGUCAGUUGGUGGCAUACAGCCGCUCCUUACCUUCGUCGAACCAUUUCUAGACCAUGAUCCUGCGCUCCGGUUGUGGUAUUCCUCAUGCCUUGUUCCCGCUGUCCGUCUCCAGUACGACUUCUACCCAGAUUCGGAGGAUACCAUUGGGCUACAAGAAUUUCAGAGCCUGUCUGGUGUUCCCGGUGUCAAGACCCUCCUCCACAAUGCGGACAUGACCCACGAUCCUACACUGAUAGCACGGGAUCUAGGUGACGUUGUAACUCCCUGGGUGCAUGGAACGAGUGAGUGGAAAAGGCGGAGAGUAGAGCCCGAGCCUGCAGAGGACACUGGUUCUGAAUGGGACAGUGUGAACCAGUGGCUGUUGUCAGCAAGCGCAGAGAAUUUUGUGGCCACGGGUAAGGCAUACCUACAGUGGAACGGGCCAAAACCAACUGAAAGCGACCCUGAUAGCCGUAUUGAAAAGGCUUUGCUUGCAGGAUUUGCGCAAACAGGGCUAGCCAUCAUUUAUGCUGGCUCGGAGCUGUCCAAGGAAGCCCUUGUGGUGUCGCAGAAUGUCGUAGCCAAGGUCGCUAGAAUUGCCGGCGAGCUUCCACUUGACUCAACCAGUACUUCUCCUGAUAUCACUCUCGAUGGCACUUUGGCCCAGAGCCUGAAGGAGAGUGACCUCCUACCUACUGUUCUCUUGCGGCCAGAAAACCCAUUUACACAAGUCAAGAAAUCUUCGCUGGAUUUGAUACAAGGCUUGCUUCUAACGGCGGAUCACUUGCUACAGUUCGACUUACCGGCUCCGAUAUCAACCUUGGCAAAAAUCUGCCUUUUCGGUUCGGAGAGGCAGCAAAAAGACGAGCUCGGCAGGAUAUUGCAACGAUUCUCCGGAAGCUCGAGGUCACAGGUUGAUUGGGUAUCCGCAUGGCACCGAUUGCAUUGGUCUAGACGAUGGACCAGCCAAGACACCUCGGAUUAUGAUGGAACACAAUAUGGCCUUUUGUCUAAGAUGUCCUCUGAGGAGUUGGACGCUCGGAUCUUGGAUGCAGCCCUGAACUCUGGGCAAUUUGAGGCCGUCGCAAAGAUAUAUUUCGAUGCCGGCACACCACGCCUGCCUGUUGCUGAGAUAGAAACACAUGUGGCAGAUGCAAUUUUGCGAGCUUAUGAUAAUGCGGCAGAUGGCAAUCGCGAACGUGGUGGCCUUCGACCUGCUUACGAGAUGCUGAAAUUCUUCCGGCUCAAACUUCCUCAGUCAUCUAAAUUAGAGGAUAUCGACCACCUUAUCAAAGCUACACAUCGCUUGUCAUUCUACCGACUCAAUUUGUCGCACGGCAUUCCUUUCAGGCCUGUUGCAAUUCGUGUGCAGAAAAAUCCAAUCAAUUUGGUCGCCAAAGUCUUGGAGCAAGACCCGAAAUCGUAUACAAAGCUUGACGACUUACUUGAGAUAGGCCGUAGUCUGGUGUUGGCUCAUCUUCCAAGUCGGAUGGUCACUGAUGAUGCUUUGGACCCACUCGGUCUGGGUCAAUUUCAAGCAGAACAUGAGAUCACGCGGCUGGCAAUCGAGGCUGCACUCAGAUCGAACGACUUUGAUACAGCUUACUCUUAUAUUACGACGAGACUAUCGACCGGCACGAGUAGUGACUACCAUGAUGACAUCUCGUGGAGGGCAGCGUACGCUGCGGGGAAAUAUCGACCAUCCGCAACACCCAAGAGUCUAGAUGCGCGCAUCGAGAAUUUAUCCCGACGAAUGGAACUUCUCUCGCGAGCGCUCGUACUCGCACCUGUGGGAGACUCGCUCGCAGAGAUUCUCGGGACUUGGCGCAGGCAUGAAGAAGAGAUGGCGGCCUUGAGAGAAGAGGGCGUACAGGAAGAGCGAGCGUCAGAUGCUCGAGCCGAUGCCGACCUCCCCGGAGCAUUUGGUCUUGAUGACCGAGAACUUGAUGCAGCAGAGUCACAAAGAGCCAUGGCAAGACGAGCCUGGCCUGGAGCGACCCCUGGGCUUUCCUAUGAAGAACAUGCUCCCAUGGGUCUCUUCGAUGUUGCAAAGGGAGCGGCAAGCGCUUUGCGAAAGAGCUCGUUCUUCCCACUAGGCUCAACUGGUUUACAGGACCUACAGAUUCGGGAUGCUGCCAUGUCUUCCACACAGCAUGGAUUCGAUGUAAGAGAUUCAGCACCGGGAUCUCCACCCACUGGUGAACGGGUGCGGAAGAGGGAUCAAGUCACGAACAUGGUUACCAGUGGGAUUGUCAGUGGGAUGGGGUGGGUUCUGGGAGCACAAGCACAAGAUCGUAAUGACUUUAAGAGCAAUGGCAAGAGCCAUGACGAACAACCGAGUUCGAGAGGCGAUCAUAGUUAG